ACUUCCCGCAUCGCAUCAUCUGCCCAGUCCCUGUCGAUAUCCGAACAGGGCGUUUCCAUAAUUUGCCAAUUGAUUUCUAUAUAUUGACUUGUCCACCUCCUUCCACUGGUCCCUUGAACUGUCGCCAAGCCGGUGAUUCGAUGUUAUGGCUAAUAAAAAGGGAAAGAAGAAGAAGAACAACAACAACAACAAUAAAAGGCUUCCUGUAAACGACAACCAAUUGUCCAAUCCAGAGCAGACCUCAACCGACUCCUCCCCGGCGACGGCGGUUGAAGCUGGUGAAAAUGGCCUCCCCUGUCCAGUACGCACAACUUCCCACGUUCCAGUAUCAGUCUUUUGAGCGUCAUUACCAGACCUUUGAUCGCUCUACUCUCAAAUAUUCUUUCUAUCCUGUUGCUGCUGCGUCUUCUUCGGACCCUCUGACGACGCCUAAGGACCAGAACAACAACCCCCCUGACGCAGAACCUACUGCUGCCCCGGAAGCUGCCCCGGAGGAAAGUCCUAGUGAUUCUCCGGCGGAACCCUCACCUCCAGAGACUAGUGAAUCGACCGAUGCGGCAGAACCCGCGGAAGAACCGCCCGCAGAUGCUCCCUCAGAUCCCCCGGCAGAAGCAACUGAAAGUCCAGCCGAUGCCGCACCGGAAACUAAUGGCGAAGGUGAAAAUCCUCCACUAGAACGCGACAGUGCUGGCCUAGAUUCGAAUCCAACAGAAGAGGGCACCGUCGAUGAGACGAAAGACGAACCUCCGGUAGAAGAUACGAAUGUAGGGGAAGAAUCACCCCCGGAAAAAGACUCAACCACUGCCCCCGAAACAGACGCACCGCAAGAUGAUACUCCUGAGGACGCUGCCGCUCCAGCAGAUCCAGCUCCGACAGAAGAGUCCGCCCCCGCGGUAGAAUCGCCAGAAGAAUCUGCUCCAGCUGAGGAACCUGCUUCUACAGAAGCGGCUGCUGGGGCUGACGAUCCUGCCCCGACCGAGGACCCUGUUUCAGCUGAAGAUCCCGCUUCGGCAGACGAUCCAGCUCCCGCAGAAGAAGGCGUGGAGGCGGUCCCGGCAGAAGAAUCCACCCCGGUGGAACAACCCGCCAAAGAGCCUGCCCCAGCUGAGGAGCCUGCUGCAGCGCAAGAGCCCGCUCCGGCAGAAGAUCCCGCCCCCACCGAAGAGCCCAUUCCGGCUGAAGAUCCUGCUCCGGCAGAUCCUGUUUCAACCGAAGACCAUACUCCAGCCGAGGAUCCUUCUCCGACGGAAGAGCCUGGUCCCGCCGAGGAUCCGUCUGCUGUCGAGCAGCCCGCUCCAGCAGAAGAACCUGCGGAAGAGGCUGCUGCAGCCGAAGAGCCCGCCCCGACAGAAGAACCCGCAGAAGAUCCUACUCCGACUAAGGAUCCUACUGUAGUCGAGGAGUCCGCACCAGCAGAAAAGCUUGAAGAAGAGGCAGCAGUGGCGGAAGAGCCGGCUCCUACAGAAGAGCCCGCCCCCGCAGAAGAAGCGACAGAAGAUCCCGCUCCGGCAGAAGAACCCGCCGACGAACCUGUUCCAUCCGAAGACCCUGCUCCCGCAGAAGAGGCCCCUCCUGAAGAAAAACCUGUCGAGAAGGAAGAGCCUGCAGAAGAUCCUGCUGCGGCGGAAGCGUCUGCUCCACCAGAAGAGCCGGUUCCCGAAGAAUCCGCUCCGGCGGCAGAAGUCACAGAAGAGAACGCGCCUGCAGAAGAGCCUACUCCAGCAGAGAAUCCUGCUCCAGCUGAAGAACCCGCUCCGGCAAAGGAUCCCGCUUCAGCUGAGGACCCUACUCCAGCUGAAGAACCCGCUCCGGCAGAGGAAGCUGCGGAGGAGCCGGCUGCUGCGGAAGAGCCUACUCCGAUCAACGACCCAGCUCCCGUGGAAGAACCCGCAGAACCCGAAGAGGCCCCAAAUUUGGCAGAAGAAUCUACGCCGGCGGACGAGCCCACUCCGGCAGAUGUCUCAGCAGACACACCCCAGGACGAUGUGCCCGAUGAUUCUGCCGCCGCCGCAAACCUAGAAACGGGCGAAAGUAUGGAUGGGGCCAGUUAUGGUACGCCUAUAUAUUUAAUCCGCUCACAAAUUCAACUGACCUUACACUCAGACGAUGAAUUUCCAGAAUGUGAUCCUUCCGCAGAAUCCGAUAAAGUCGAAGCCGAAAAGGCAGAAGCCGAGAGACAAGCUGUCGAGGACGCUAAGGCGGAAGAGGAAGCAUUAGCAAGGGCGCAAGAUGUAGUUGACCUUGAAAUAGAAACCGAUAUAGAGCCGGCCGAUGCUGCACCUGCACCCGAAACUGAUGCUAUGGACGAUGCGCCACAUGACGAGCCGGCCCGCGAAGCGGUAGAUGAAACCGUACCUGAGAUAGCUACCGAGAAGUCUCCUGUGGAGGAAGACUCGCCUAAGGAGGAGUUAGUCGAAGAGCCAACACCGGCUGAAGCACUAAACGACGCUCCUCCGGCAGAGGAAAUUCCAAAGGACGGAGUUGAUGAGGCGAAGUCCGAGGUGGAGCCGGCUGCAGAGCCUGAAAUUAUCGAACCACCGGCCGAGGAAGCUGCUCCUGAAGAGCCUGUUGAUCCUACGGAGUCUGUGGCCGAGGAACCCACAGCUAUCGAAGAACCUGCACCUGCCGAAGAACCUGCACCCGCCGAAGAACCUGCACCUGCCGAAGAACCUGCACCCGCCGAAGAACCUGCACCCGCCGAAGAACCUGCACCCGCUGAAGAACCUGCACCUGCCGAAGAACCUGCACCCGCUGACGAGACACCUGCCGUAGAGGCUGUCAGUCCAGAAUUCGACGAGAAUUCAGCCCCUCGUGAAGAGGCUCUUCCUGUUGAAGAUCCCGAUAUGGCCGAAGAAGUCUCACCCGAAGGAUCCCCCGCGGCAAGGGAAGUUUCAGAAGAUCUGUCCGAAGAAUCACUGGAGGAUCCUGAACCUGCCGUGUCAUCCGGAGAUGGCAUUCCGUUCGAAACUACAGCAGUCUUGGGUUCAGCAGGCGCAGCGGUCGCAGCAGCGGCAGGCCCCGAACUGGCUAAGUCUAGCAGAAAGAAGAAGAGACGCUCUCCUGAAUCGGGACGCGAGCAUGAACUUGAACGUCACGGAUAUGAGCGCGGGUUUGAACUCGGAUUCGAGCGAGGUCUUGAACAGCUUCGUGAACGUGAACGGGAACGCGGCCUGGGUGGACAUGAACGCAGCCAUGAGCGUGAACGUGAACGUGGCCAUAGCAGACAUGAACGUGGACAUGAACGUGGACAUGAACGUGGACACGACCGCGAGCGUGAUCGCGAGCGUGGACGUGGGCGCGAGGAGCAGCAAGUUCAAGUUCAACGCCAAAAGAGCGAACGUGGUAACAUCCUAAAGAACCGCUGGACAACAGCGCUCGAAGAAGCGAAACGGCAACACGACCUCAAGCUCCGCCAAGAAGAGAAGAUGGUUCGCCGCGAAUCCCGAACAGGCGAGCAUGACAAGCGCGACCGUGCAAAACGCUCUGAUGGCUCCUCUCGAGACAAUGAAAAUAGGUCACGCCACCAUACCUCGGAAAAGUCGGACAGCAACGAGCGCGAGCGAGAGCACGCAGGUCCCAAGCCAAAAGCUUUCCUCAAAUACAUGACAGCCGGCAAAUCAGACACCAACGGACCCCUUCUCAUGGUAAAUGGCACUAGGGCCGCCGAAUAUGUCUCGGAAAAGUACAGGCGUUCUUCCACGAGCCCCCGUCAUUCGAACGGAGACCGAACGCCCAGUGAACGUUCCGGUGGAUCUUACCACUAUGACGAGGACCGGCAGGCCCGCCGCGAAUACCGAGCCCGCAAGAAGGCCGAAGCCGAAGAGCAAGAGCGACAGCAGGUGGAGCAGGAACGGCAGCGUCAGGAGGCGGAGGCGGAGGCGGCGGAGGCGGCGGAGCAAGCGAAAAUCCGCGCAUCCAGGGAGGAAGCAGGCCAUCGGCGUCAUCGCCACAGCAGCGAGCGACACAACGGCGAGCGCCCAAGUGGUGAGGCUCGUCGGCGUCACCAUAAACGACGGGAGCCGUCACCUCCGGCGCGGAAACCGUCGAAGCUCAAGUCGCUUAUCAAGUCUGCGAUUCCUGCUUAUUAGUGAUGAGGAGUAUACGAUAUUGU
Molecule: messenger RNA, 4111 nt
Organism: Aspergillus candidus
Lineage: Eukaryota; Fungi; Ascomycota; Eurotiomycetes; Eurotiales; Aspergillaceae
Product: PE repeat family protein
Exons: 2
Coding region: 285-4088 (1267 amino acids)
Source: RefSeq, a predicted model, not a curated record